Messenger RNA from Heteronotia binoei (common prickly gecko), 903 nucleotides. RefSeq names its product long neurotoxin homolog. Lineage: Eukaryota; Metazoa; Chordata; Lepidosauria; Squamata; Gekkonidae. Bases 280 to 630 code for a protein of 116 amino acids. The record is from RefSeq and is a predicted model, not a curated record. The transcript has 3 exons.
UGAGCAACCUGGAGAUUGAUUUCCUGGUGGGAGGAGGAGGAACAGGGUGAGACAAAGCCCCUCCCCUCCAUCUGAGGCUUGUAGAGCAUACCCCUCCAUGCACUGACACCACAGUCAAAGGUGUUGUGACAUUGGGGGCGUGGUCUGAGUGCGACAAGGCCUUAAUAAUAAACUGCAGCCCCAGAGCACAAAUCUACUCAGUCUGUGGUUCCCAUCAUUGAUUGCAAGACUGUUGCAGUUUUUCCCCAGCUACUAAUUACUAAGUUUUGAAGACCUCGGAUGAUCUUAACUCAGCAGUCUGGAACCAAGAAACAAAACAUGCACAAGAUUCUGACAAUAGGAUUCUCAGUUCUCCUCUUUCUGGAUGCUGCUGCCUCUUAUUUAUGCUUUUAUUGUCAUGAUGUUCUAGAGGAUAACACUUGUGCUCAUCCAGAACAAACUUGCCAAGCAGGAUUGUGGAGAUAUUGCUUCAGUCAAAAAAUUAAACUUGGUGGGUUCACAAUGGUGACCCGAGGCUGCAGUCGCACUUGUCGUAGGAUUUACUCCCAGAUCCAAGAAGAACAGAUGUUGUGCUGUGAGAAAAACCUAUGCAACAAACAUGAUCUCUGGAGAAAAUACAAAAAAGGUUAAAAGUCUUUCGCAGUCUACUGGAUUCCCCCCACUCCUAGUCUUUGAUCGGAUAUCUGAACAACCCCUAUCAGGAAACACCCAACAUUCUACCAGUUCUGCUCUAACCAGCUAUAUCAUCAUAGUGAUUAGUGAGAUUUUGACAGAUGAUCCGCUCUACAGUGCUAUUGAUUACACCAAUGUUGCACUACCAUUGAUUGUUUAGUGAAAGGGAUCCUCCCUAAAGGUAGUCUAUGUAUCUUCACAUUUUUUUUUAAAUAAACUCUCUAUACAGCU